GCUGCAGCAGCUCUAGUCAAACGACAGUGGAGAAGUGAUUACUCCAAACGGUAAAAGCAAAGAGCAGGACUAUUUCUAACAAUGAGAGUUUACAACUUGCUGCUGCUCACUUUUGUGACUGCCCUGGCUUCUCUGGCUGCAAGCGGCGAGGCACACAUUCCUGACUGCACGGAUCAUAUUAAUGGACUCUCGUUCGCGGAUCCCAUUAGCUGCUCCAGCUUCUAUGUUUGCCUACGCGGCCGUGCACUGAGAAGAGAGUGCGGACAUGGCCUGUACUUUGAUCCCAGGACUCAGAUCUGCAACCUACCGCGCCUUGUCGAGUGCCACAAUGGCGAUCGCAGUGGUUCGAUAGUCACUGGAGAUGCUCACGACGAUCAUCUGGCGGCCCCAGGUGGUAAAGCUCCUUGCGAAACAACUCCGAAGCCACCGUGCACUAAGACAGCCCCUACAGCUCCCCCACCCUGCACGAAAACAAGUACCCCAAGCGCAGAAUCACCAAGUGAAACAACUACACCUUGUGAGACAACUAGACGGACGACAACACCAGCGGAGAAAUCCACAAAGACAACAACUAUAAAAAGUAACAACACCGAAAGCAACAACUCCUCUGGUAUCAACUGCUGGUCCAGUAACCGAAAAGACAACAACACCGAAAGCAACAACACCUAAGGCAGAAAA
Messenger RNA from Drosophila arizonae, 678 nucleotides. RefSeq lists its product as uncharacterized. The record is from RefSeq and is a predicted model, not a curated record. Gene Ontology annotation, molecular function: chitin binding. Gene Ontology annotation, cellular component: extracellular region. Lineage: Eukaryota; Metazoa; Arthropoda; Insecta; Diptera; Drosophilidae.